Molecule: messenger RNA, 897 nt
Organism: Amphibalanus amphitrite
Lineage: Eukaryota; Metazoa; Arthropoda; Thecostraca; Balanomorpha; Balanidae
Exons: 1
Biological process (GO): DNA replication, removal of RNA primer
Molecular function (GO): nucleic acid binding; RNA-DNA hybrid ribonuclease activity
Source: RefSeq, a predicted model, not a curated record
UGCGCGACCUGGGCCUGGACGGACGGAUCCGCCACGGGAGGAGUGCUGGACGGUGGAGCGGGCGGCUAUAUCGAGUGGCCCGACGGGGAGAGCCACGAGCUCCGCGCACCAGCGGGCAAGCUCUGCUCGAGUUACCGAGCGGAGAUGGUGGCACUCCGCGAGACACUAAACUACAUCGGCAACCACACUGAUCAUGAGGAGGACCCCAUCAUACUGUGUACCGACUCGCAAGCAGCUCUAUCUGCCCUACGGAGUGGCCCGGCCGAGCAAAGGACGCAGCUGAACCGAGCUGUCUGGGACGCUCUGGCCCUGGUGUCCGACAAUGGAGAGCGGCAGGUGCUCCUACAAUGGGUCCCGUCCCACUGCGGGCUGCCUGGGAAUGAGAUGGCCGACAGCCUGGCCAAGGAGGCGGCAUCUCUCCCCCAAGAGCAGGUACCGGUGGACACGCGCACAGUGCAUAGAGCAGCGGCGCGAGCGGCGGACGCUCGCACACGAGAGCAGCGACCCCCAGGCUGGUUCCGAACCCUGAUGGGGACAACGCGCCCACCCACAGUGUCUGGCCUGGACCGUCUGACGGCUAUCGACGUCCACCAGCUGAGAGCCGGACACUGGUCAGGGUCGCAACAAUACCUGCAUCGCAUCGGCAAGAGCCCCACACGGCAGUGCGACGCCUGCAAUGAACGAGCAUGCGGCGGAGCCCUCUGCCCACUCUGUAAGGAGGAAGCCGACACCCCAGAUCACAUUCUGUUGCGGUGCCCAGCGCAGAUGGGGCUUCGGUUCCGCCUGACGGGAAGCAUACACGCCCCAACCAGAGAGACUGCAAGGAGCACAAGUUACAUCGCGGCCAUGGCGGCCGCGCGCAGAGGGAUGCUAAGCCGCGAGGCUUCGCGUCGCUAG